Molecule: messenger RNA, 6334 nt
Organism: Oldenlandia corymbosa var. corymbosa
Lineage: Eukaryota; Viridiplantae; Streptophyta; Magnoliopsida; Gentianales; Rubiaceae
Source: the annotation of a GenBank genome assembly
UUUUGGUUGGGAAUUGCAAAGUUUAAAUUUAAUAUUCAAUCCAAAAAUGAAUCAAACAAGAAGUAGAAAGUACUACAUAUAAAUGUUCUUUAAAAAAUAAAAAAUAAAACAAAAAAGGCAGAAAAGAAAUGAACAAAAAAAAAGAAAAAGGAAAGAGUAAUGAGGUGGUGCUUUCCCUUUUUUUCUUUUUUUUUUUUUGUUACAUAGAAGAAGGCUUAUAAGCCUAUGAUCCCAAAAAGACAGUACGGGGAUGAGCUACGCCCAAUUACAUCAUGAAGAAGCCAAUUGCUAAUCCGGGGGUGCUUUCCCUUUUGUGCUUACCGCAUAGUUUACUUGCAACUUGUUGUCCGCUUAUAAAUGUCCACCUGUAAAGCAAUUAAGCAAACCCACACUCAAUAUCUCAAAUCUGCAGUCAAAAUUUAACCAACAUAUAUACACACGCUCCCAUCACUUCAAUUACGUUCCAGUAAUCCUUCAAUUCUUUAUCAGUUUGAAUAGUUUGAGUCACUUCUUGUCUUCACUUUUGUUUUCUUUUAUACUUUGCUCUUUUUUCCUCCCGAAAUGUCGAGCGCCCGAUUAAUUAUCCCACAAUUUCUACUACUUGUAUUGAUGAUGCUUCCGAUCAUUCCGCUGGUGGAAGGUACUUGCCGGAGCUCCUGUGCCGGUAUUCCGAUUAAGGACGAAUUCGGCGUCGACGACGGAUGCGGCGCUCCCGAGUUCCGCAACAUGCUCGUUUGUUCGUCUACUCGUGCCGGAAAAGGUGGAGAUGGAGAUGACACUUUGUGGUUUGUCACGAUAUCGGGUAAAUACCCAGUCAAAUCAAUCGACUACGUUACAAAAACCAUGAUCAUCUUUUCCAACCCCGAAACCUCGUCCAAGUCCAACCAGACAAGUACUACUUGCACCAACCAUGGCUUCCUAAUGACCGAUCUCCAGUUUUCCGUUAUCCGUCCGUCUCCGGACACCGUUUUCGCCCUUCUCAACUGCUCGGCCAACUCCCCCGUUUUCGAUCCUAGCAAUUCCGUAUGCUUAAAUGAUUACGGAGAACAUUCUUGCUCCGAGAUGUACGGCGCCGCUUGUGCUGAUUCGUUCGAGGGUUUCAAACCCUCCAAGGCCACGUCACUGCCGCCGUGCUGUUUCUCGCGGUUCGAUGUGCUUAGGAAUAUGAGUAGGUUUAAUAUUGUGUCGGGAUGUACACACUUCACCAGCUUCCACGACACCACGGGUCGUGAUUUGAAUGGAAGAGUCGGCCGGCCGGCGGAUUGGUCGUACGGGAUCAAGCUUUCUUACAGCACAAGUAUGCAGACGGAUUGUGAUCGGUGUACGUUGUCCGGCGGGAUCUGUGGUUUUCAGGUCGAGACUUUUGAGAUGACUUGCAUUUGCAGCACAACCCUCAACACCACCACUGAAUGUGGUAAUAUUUUUUUUUAUCAAGUACUUUAAUUUAAUUAUAUAAUAGGGUUUUGGGAUUUGGCAAAGUUUAUCAAAGAUUUUGGGUUGGAGUUUUGAAGAAAAAUCGAUUUUUUAGCAAGGAUUGUUUCAUGUUUGUGUAAUAUAAUGUUUGUUGUAUGAUGUAGUGAAGUGUCAUAAAAAGAGAAACUGUAAAAUUUUUCAAAAUUUAGGCUUCUUACUAAAGUGAGGCAAUCUCACUUUUGUAUAUGAUUUUCAAUUAGUUGCGAAAAACAAAUUCCCGCAGAAAUUAAACAUGAAUCAGUUGGCUCAAGCUCAUAUGUUCCCAAACUUGUUUUUCGAAUGUAACAUUGUCCCUUAAAAUGCAUAAAAUUAUCUCCCUUUAACAUGGGAUCACAAUCAUCAACAAUACAAGUCACCAACAGAAUCUUAUUUAUAAACAUAUAAAGCAGUACAAGUUAGGUUUGUUUUUACUACGUACGUAUCUUUUUGUGGUUUUAUGAAAGUGUGAGAUUAGGGUUUGGUCAUACUGCACAUAUCUAGUCGCAAACACUCCUACUCUCCUAUAUCAAAACUUGAUGAUAAUUUACAAGCUGUUUAAUUUAAUAGCUCACAGGAUUAGUAAUUAAUUUAUAACCAUUUCUUAUUUCCUCUCAAUAAUGAUCCAAUCUCACGUUUUGAUUAUAUAUGCUACAGCUCCUGGAACUGUUCCAUCGAAGUCCCCGUCUGCAGGGAUUAAUGGAACUUCGUUGAUAAAGAUUUUCGGUCCAAUAGUUGGAGUUGUGCUUUUUAUUCUGCUCAUGUUUGUUCCAGGGCCUGGUGGCAACAGACUAUAUUUAUAUUGUUGCAAUUAUGUUGCUUCUGUGUCUAUUGUUGAGGGGAAGGUUUGAUGUUUUUUGCUUCUGUUGCUUCUGCUUCAUUGCUAGCUGGAGUGAUGAUGUUAAUACAUAUGUUUCAAAACAAAAAGAAAAAAGAGAAAAAAAAAUUAUAGUGAAUGUAACAUUUGUGUAGACUGUAGAGCAUUCCAAUUCUGUAAGAUUUCAUAUACUUCUAUUUGAUUGAUGUAGAGGCUUCUUGUGUAUACCCUAGAAAGAAUAUUAUUUUUGUCAAAAAUAAUAUUCAUAUUUGUAAGCAUCUUUGUCCCUCACAUUGCACCCAAAACAAAAAAAAAAAAACACACACACACACACACACACACACUCUCACAAUGUCUACCGGAGGUAGAAAUGUAACUCAUUCUUGCAGUGAUUUUAUGAAUAGGCUUUUGUUUCAGUUUUCGAUUGAUGGUACUGCACUAUUUAUAUUCAUUAUUCAUGUAUCGCGUUGGUAUUUUGAAACAAAGAGAGAUUAUGAGGCAAGGAGAUCUUAAUUCCUAGAUCUCCACUGAUAUUUGUCAUAGUUAUGGAGUAAUUGAGCAAGGGCCUCUUCUUUUCCUCUAUCAUUGUGAAUGCAUGCAAAUGUUUUAAUCUCUGCGUGCAAAGGAGUUGAAUGCAGUAUACACGAUCAGACUUAUAAAUUAAGCAAACAAGCUAGAUGAACUUGCUCACACUAAUGGGUUAUGUGCUAAUGUGAACCAUUUGCAGAUAUUUUAGGAGGUACAAAAAUGAAAUAUGGAUUUCAUGGUCAUUGAGAAGUUGCAGAGAACUGUAGGGUUCGAGAGAGGGCAUUUUGCCUUUUAAAAUAGUUGGGUUUUGCUUAAUCUUUUGCCAAAUGGAUUCAGGCAGAUUGUCCGUCAAUGGUAAACAAGAUAACUGUGAGAACCAAAUAUUUGGCUUCCAGACGAUUUCUUACACUGGAGGACUCCGACUUAUGAACCAAUAUGUAUUGUUAAACCAUAGUUGGGAAGUGUUUUCAUGUUGCCAAAUAGUGUGAUCAUGCUAGGAACCGACCUAUCCAGAGGUCUUUUUGUGGGAUUAAUUUGAGAGAACCGACCUAUCCAGUCGUGUUGCAUGAAAUACUAUUGGCAAUUAAAACUGGAGGAGGAUUAUUUAAGUAUAUGUGAUUUAGUGGUUUGUGGGGUACGUUGGAUUCGCAAGCGGUAUUUCAACAAAGGAAAAAAGGACAGCUGGGGGGAGUUGAAGUCAAAUGUAACUCAAACUGGCACUCGUACGUUCUAUGCUCAUGAAGUUUGGCAAGAGGAGACAGAUCGGUUGAAAUAAACAUUUUUUUUUUCCAGCUCCCCUAUUCAAUAGGAAUGAGCUACAUUAGGAAGUAGAGAAAACCCAGGCAAUUGUUUGCAAGUGUUUCUGCAGUGAUUACCAUGCACAGAAAGGAGCACAAUCUCGUGGAAAUGAAGGUAGGAGGAUGUCAAUGAAUUAACUUGUCACUAGCAUUAAACAUGAGUUGAAAUGUAAAGUGAUACCAUGCUGCAAGUAAAUGCAAUGUAUACUUUUAGAAUUCAGGCAUCUUAAGUGGCCUCACUUUGUUAAGAAUUUUAAUCUCCUCUACGCUCAGUUACUAGACGUUUAUUCACUCAAUCAACACACAUGUCGUACAAUGGAAUAAAUGUAAAUAAUUAAACAAACAACAAGCAUACAACAAAUAACUUAAUGCUAUCUCUCAAUAAAUUUAUAUCCACAUAACGACAACACAAAAAAUAAAAGAAUUUACAAAGUGUGAAUACUCUUAUUAAAUAUACAAUUGUCUCUUUCAUUCGAUUCUACUUUUAUAUUUUAUUCGUAUAUUCUCAGAAGGAGAAGAAUAAUAGAGGAAGAUAUGUGCUUUCUCAAUUCUAUUUCCCUCCCCUUUUCAAGCUCCCCAUUCACUCAACUCGCUUAAAUGGUUCCAUCGUGACUCUUUGACUAGGUUUCGUACAAACAAGAAUAUUUAUAUUAAAACUCUAAACUCACUAUUACAACUUAUAGCAAAGAAAACCUACACUCAUCUAAUGGGUUUGGAAUUUUGAGGAGAAACCCGCCACAGUAUUUAGAUGCUCGAGGCUCAAAAUUAUUCAUUAUAGGCUUAUUAGUGCAGAAGACGUAAUAUAUAAAGGAAAAGUGAUUUACAGAUUAUCCAUUUUCUUAAAUAAUGUAUUUGCCACUUUACCUUAAAAACAAACUAUUCAGGUGAAAUCUGUCAAUAAUUUUGCUUCUAACUUUAGCCCAAUCAAGGCCCAUGUGGUCGAUGGUUAUAAAUGUAAAACAAGCCCAUCACCUGCUCUUUCUUAAUUAUUUAACUUUGAAACUAGGUGGAUCUACAAUUUGCUACAGAUACAGCCCAUCACUGUUAGAACUAAAGUAUGGCUUUUUUUCUUUUGAAAACACUGUCGUAUAUACUAUUAACUUUGAGUCUUUUUCAUCUCGCACAGCUCCACAAACUAGAAUUAGGUUGUGGAAAUGCUUAUAUUAACCCUAAGAACAUAUUUUAUUGUGUCUUUCUCCACUUAAAAACGAGAAAGUAGAAGUGAGGUGAGCUUUCGCUAAACCAAAUGAACCUAAACCAUGGUCAAUUUAAGAGGUAGUUUUGGUAAAUAUUGAUGUCUUUAUUGUAUUCUUACGGUCACAUUUUAAUAAUCCGUUUGUUGUUUAAUUUUGUUUUAAUAAAUUAAUGCUUAGAUUUAUACAGAAGUAAAAAUAGCCUCCGUAACAUCUGCAGAUGUAAUUUAAGGUAUGUGUGGACUAUUGAAAAAGUCAUCUACUAGUGAUCGUGUUUGAUCGUGAAGGUUUAGCUAUAACUUUUACGAAAGUCAACCAAAUUCGCCAAAUUUAUUGUUACACGACACCUCAUUUAAUUACAUUAAAUUAUUUUAUUUUUUUUUGAAAAGGUCAUUAAAUUAUUUGUAAGUUGUACUAUCAAAACGAAUGUAAAAAUGGUCAUGACUCAUGACUAUAGAAUCCAAUGGCCAAGGCUUUAGUUCCAAUCACAAGGUCAACCAAAUUAUACGUACCUGUAUUGGUUGGUUGAUAUAUUGUACACUUUUUGUCUUAAAAAAUAAUGUAUACUUCGUUUAUUCUGAAAUUAUUAUCCAGUUUGAAUUUUCAUUUUUUUAGUUCAAAUUAUGUCGAAAGUGAAAAUCAAAACCGGACAAUAAUUUUUAGACAAAGAGAGUAUUACAAUUUAUAAAUUGUACUAAAAGAAGCACAAUUCACAAAUUAUAAUGCAGACUACUUUUCUGGGACGAAUGGAGCACAUCAUCAUAUGGAUUCUGGACUUGGGUGGAAGAUUAAAAGGAUGUGAUGGGAUAUAUACCAUGAUUCAUGAAGAUAUAUAAAACUGAAAAAAAAAAGAAAAAAAAAACGAAAUAGUAUGUGAUAUUUGAUUGGAAUCAGUAUGGUGCGUUGAUGAAUAGAGGAUAAUCAUAAGGUCAAAGAAACGCAAAAAAUCAUUGCAGGUUCGUCAUGAGUAAAGGAGAAUCUAGCAGCUUUUGAACCUAGAUCGGGAUGGCGGGAUGCCGCUUAGUGAACUUCAUUGAAGUGAUUUUAGCUCACGAAUCCACUGCUAGUGGUACUAAUAGUUGUGUAAACUAAGGGAAAGCCUAAAGUCUGAUGUUAAUAAAAACCGAAAAAAGGUCUUGAAAACAUUCCAAGGCAUGAUUGCCUCGAAUGGUAGGUUUAUGUAGAUGUCUUUACUUACAUGAAACAUUAUCUUAAUUUAUGAAGAUGUAUGAUUAAUCAUGAAUGGCAAUAAACAACAACUAAGAAAGAGAUUACAUGCAUGAGAGAAAACAAUAUCCAAACGUAACGUACCUUAUUUACGCAUGCGAACUGAUGAGAAAUGAUGGCCUGGCCAUAUCUGCUUUUUGGUAAAUCCCAGAGGAGAAGAAGAAGUGCUGAGAAGAGUCAUGGGGAAAGUCAUGAACUUACCUAAAAUCUUUGAUGAGGAAAAUGAGCAAAACUUUCACGAAAGGUGAAUGAAUAUUUUAACUCUCUGGCAGGCCGUUCUGUCUGACUUUUGAAGCUCUGAAAGCUUAUUAUAUGAUUGCUUC